Messenger RNA from Cantharellus anzutake, 4865 nucleotides. Its product is annotated as UDP-glucose:glycoprotein glucosyltransferase-domain-containing protein. Lineage: Eukaryota; Fungi; Basidiomycota; Agaricomycetes; Cantharellales; Hydnaceae. Gene Ontology annotation, molecular function: UDP-glucose:glycoprotein glucosyltransferase activity. The coding region runs from base 59 to 4636 and encodes 1525 amino acids. The transcript has 27 exons. Gene Ontology annotation, cellular component: endoplasmic reticulum. The record is from RefSeq and is a predicted model, not a curated record.
UUUCAACGCUCGUUGACGGGGAACAAACACAAGGAGAGCCCUUGAGUCGAGGCUCGAUAUGUUGAAAGUCCUUUGGGCAUGUGUACUGUUAUUACUCGGUGCAUAUGGCGCCUGCGCCAGUUCUAUGGACAGUGCACCGGUUAAAGUCUGGUUAAGGUCAUCUUGGGCCGCAUCGGACUUGCUGCUAGAGAUAAUUGAGACUGUUGCCCUCGAAAAUUCUGCUGAUUUCUUCCCCGCUUUCGAUCUUUUGACGUCACCAAAUUCCGGGAUAAUUUCCACGUCGUCUUCCUCUAAGCGUUCGCAGAAGGAGACAUAUGAUUUAGCUAUUGAAGCGUUGCAGGUUAAUGCGUUCUUUGCGGAGCCCAACUCAAAGGCCAGCGUGGAGCUAUCUCUUUCCUUACAUGCAGCUGCCCCUAAGCUAGAGGCAUUUUAUGAAUUCUAUAAAGAGAAGUUUUGUGCUGGAGCCGAUCCUACUCCUCAGGGAAGCUGGGUGGAUUGGCAUGGGGAGCGACUAGGGAAUCUGGAUGCGCUUAAGCAGAGGUUGGAGAGUAAACAUGUUGGCAUUGAGCAACCGAGGCUCCUUCCAUUUGACCACAUCAAUCCACUACCCCUGACAAACACACAUUUGUCCCCUUACACAGCUAUUCUCUAUGUUUCCUUUGAGUCGUUGGACUUUUGGGACUUCCACAAGACCCUUUACACCGCAUCACAACAGGAUUCCAACAUCCAAUAUAUCAUUCGCUACAAGAUGGACUAUCUUGCCGUGGAUGACCGAAAGACUGCGAUAAAAGACAACGAAUGUACAUUUUUUAGGGGAAAGGAGGACGUAAACGAGGUGCCCCCUGAUGAGGAUGACCAGACCUAUUUGCUGGAUGCACUUAGGUCGUUCCCGGAAUUCGCAAAUGCGACGGAGCAAACUAGGCCACUUGACGAGGAUGAACUUGCCAACGUUGGGGUUAAAGCUACCUCCUUGAUAAUUAACUCGACGUCCCCUUUCAUGAUGCUCCGUCAGAUAUCACAAAACUUCCCGAAGUACGCUACAUCUAUUGCGCGCCGUGUUCCUGGGCCUUCAGAUGAUCUACAGUCUGAAAUUAUGACCAAUGGGAUGACAAUCUCGCUUCAUGGAAUAUGGAUUAAUGGGCUCCACAUCCAGGAUACGGACUUGAAUCCUUUCAGUCUGAUUAAAUUCCUCCGUGAGGAACGCCGACGAAUGCUUGCUCUUACCACUCUGGGCUUGUCACCCGCACAAGCUGUAGAAGUGAUCUCCGACCCGGCCAUUGGGCAUGCAUCUCAGCCGUCUCGGGGACUGGGCGAGGGCUAUUUUGAUGCAAGUGACCGCGAGGAAGGGGGCAAUACGAUACUGUGGUGGAACGACAUCGAGAAGGAUUCGAGAUACGCUAGGUGGUCUCCUUCUUUGACUGCGUUAAUGCGUGGGAUGUUCCCUGGCCAAUUCCUUACCAUCAGGAGAAACCUGAAUAACAUCAUUCUUGUUGUCGACAUGUCGAUACCGGCUUCGCUGAACUUCAUUGGUGGGCCCAUAGCGCAAAUAAUCUCUCGAAACUUACCUUUCCGCUUCGGUGUGGUUCCUAUGUUGGAGACCGGAGAUUCGCGGGGGGCUGCACGGCUCAUUUUGUACUCGGUGAAGAAGUUUGGCAGGCCCAAGACGAUGGGAUUUAUCAAUGCUCUUAUGGAUCUACAGCGUGAAACCAUUAAUUUUGCUGUUGCUCGAGCUGCCUACGAUGGUCUGGUGCAGGCAUACACCCCUCUUGAUAACCAAGAUACCGAGCCUCCUUUGCCAUUCGAUGCCGUUGUUGCUGGCGGGGAUUCUACAUCACUCGCCGCUCACCUGGAACGUGCGUCUCAGUACGCUCGUCGUCUAAGCACUACCUCCGCCUCCUACCCCCGGGGGCAUGGAUUUAUCAACGGGAAGCACUAUGAUUUCAAUGAUGAAUUUCUCAGGGCGGUACAAAUGGAAAGCGCGGUGCAGACCGAAGCAUUGCAGGAGGCAAUGUACAUGGGUGAAUUAGAGGAUGACGACAAUAGGGAUAUGUCUGUCUAUUUCUACGAUUUGCCCACGACGUCUAAACGUAGAAAUAUGCAUGUCUAUCCCUCGACCAAGACCGGCAGUCUUAAAGUCUUUUCAAUGCCGGAGUUGUUCGACCAGGUUGGCAUUGAUCGCACGACGCUCGAUUACAUUUAUCCCAAAACUGAAAGUCCUGUUUCUACCACCGUGUGGGUGGUUGGAAACCUAAACGAGCGGUCCCAUCUCGGCCUUCUUCGGGAGGCAAUCCUUGCUCAGAAUAAUUCGGCCUCUUUUCGUCUUUCAUACCUUCAUAUUCCAGAAGAUCUCACGACAUCUAAUGCCUUGUCCCCGUCGUCCAUACUGCAACGUCUUCAGCGGAGCCAUAGGCUCUCCGCAUCUCCUACAUCCGCGGACGAUAUUCUAGACCUCUUGAAUGCGAUCGCCCCAGCGGAAGUCUAUGUUGCAUCUCCAGAAGAGCAAGCUGUUAUCGCCGAGAAUUCUAAGCUACAUCGGAUGCUAUCGGAUGCGGGCGAUGCGGGCGAUAGCGCCUCCGUUCGGAAGUAUACCGAGUCAACGCUGCCCCUGAGAAGAGUGCUGGGUUUGGAGAAAAACGAUGUGGUUCUCAUUGUGAAUGGGAGGGUAAGCGAUACCUCCGCUGAACUGGUGACAAUGGCCUCAAGUAUUAUUUCAGCCGCCAAUGUCCCCGAUGCAAGCGCGCAGGGCCUCUUUCGUUCUCCACCUCUCAGCCGCAAUCGGGUUUACAGGACUGUUGAAGCUGAAUUUAGCUCAUUCCAGGCUGGCGACAUUCAAAGCGCCAUGCUCCAAAUUGGUGCCAUCCUCGAUCCCCUUACUGAGUCAGCUCAGAAAUUGGCCCUACUUCUGGAUUGGCUCUCUCAGUUAGAUUUCAGUCACACUCAGGUUGUCUUGCUCCCAAUGCCACAUACUCAGCUGCCGCUAAAAAGGUUUUAUCGCUAUCACCUGCCUUAUUCUCUCUCCUUUGAUCACCUUGGCCGUUUAUCGCAAUCAUCCCUGGCUUUCCGGGGUCUUCCUCCAGAUCCUAUAUAUACUCUUGCCAUGGACGUUCCCCAAUCGUGGCUUGUCCGCCCAAGGGAGUCGCCGCAUGACCUUGAUAACAUCCAUCUUGCCUCCUUGGCACGUCAGGAGAUAUCUCACGGAGUUGAAGCAGUAUUCGACCUAGACUUCCUCGUAAUCGAGGGACAUGCUCGCGAACCUUCAAAUGCUCCCCCGCGGGGGGUUCAGCUCCAAUUGACGGACGCGUCUGGCUCGCCGAUUGCUGAUACGUUGGUUAUGGCCAACCUCGGAUAUCUGCAAUUUAGAGCAAAACCAGGAGUGUUCAAGCUUGGGAUUCGUCCGGGUAGAGGCCAAGAGGUGUAUGAAAUGGAGAGCGUCGGAAACGAGGGAUGGGAGAGUCUGGACGUACGGACUGCUGGUGAUGAAGUUACCCUAAUAAGUUUUGAAGGGUUAACUCUUUUCCCAAGGCUCAAACGCAGGACAGGGAUGGAGGUAGCAGAGGUCCUGGCUCCGGCUGAGCUUCAACCGCAAAGUGUACUCACUCCAGUAUUUUCGUGGCUUAAGUCCCGAUUCGGUGCAUCUGAAUCGCAGGACGUCAUCACCAUAGCCCAACAGGCCGAUAUAAACAUUUUCACUGUAGCUUCCGGACUGUUGUAUGAGCGCUUCGUUGGCAUCAUGAUUCUGAGUGUGUUAAAAAAUACGAACAGCACAGUGAAAUUUUGGUUCAUUGAAAAUUUCUUAUCCCCAUCCUUCCUGGAAUUCAUUCCUCACUUGGCCUCAGCUUACAAUUUCCAAUUUGAACUUGUGACGUACAAGUGGCCGUCCUGGCUUCGUGCUCAGACAGAAAAGCAACGAGUGAUUUGGGCAUACAAGAUUCUUUUCCUGGACGUUUUGUUCCCUAUGGAUUUGAAAAAGGUCAUCUUCGUUGAUGCGGACCAAAUCGUCAGAGCAGAUCUCAAAGAAUUGAUUGAUCUGGAUUUGGAAGGGGCGCCAUAUGGUUACACGCCCAUGGGCGAUGAUAAUGAGGCUAUGGAGGGCUUCCGAUUUUGGAAGACCGGUUACUGGAAAGAUUUUUUGAAAGGCAGGCCCUACCACAUAAGCGCUCUUUACGUGAUAGACCUUGUACGAUUCCGCCAACUAGCGGCAGGGGAUCGUUUGCGGGGACAAUAUCAUGGGCUGUCGGCUGAUCCUAACUCGCUGGCAAAUUUAGAUCAAGAUUUGCCAAAUAAUAUGCAGCAUGAAAUUCCCAUCCUUACUCACAUGCAUACUUCCAUUUCAGGCGGCAAGGAUAGGUUUGACCAAGCAAAGACGAUUGAUCUGUGCCAGAAUCCCUUGACAAAGGAGCCAAAACUCUCUCGAGCGCGCAAGAUUCCUGAAUGGGAAGCCUACGAUGCUGAGGUUGCCAGCUUCGCCCGGAAGCUGGUCGGUGAAGGGAAAAUACAUGGUGGCGCCAUCGCCGCGAGCUCGAACGAUCUUGCUGGCAUUGGCGCACAAACACCAAAGUCUCUGUCCGAAAGCGAGCCGGAGACACGGGAGCAGGUCACUGGUCGUAAUGGGGGUCACCCGCGGGAUGAAUUCUAGCCUCGUGUUUGAAUGUGUCCGAUACAAUUAGAGGUGCAUAAAUUAUCACCCAAAAUACAUAGUGACAUGAGGGCCAAUAAUGGUGGAAAUGUGACUAUGUAGUUCUGACACCAAUUGUUCCCUUCCCCACUCAUCGAUAAACUCAGUCAUUCCCUUCGUCCGCAACUUCUGCAAUUCUUGACCGUGUACUGGAAACAGGGAUGGCGGUCGAGAUACCAGCUGCCAAUGC